Molecule: messenger RNA, 1157 nt
Organism: Nicotiana tabacum (common tobacco)
Lineage: Eukaryota; Viridiplantae; Streptophyta; Magnoliopsida; Solanales; Solanaceae
Source: RefSeq, a predicted model, not a curated record
UGUAAGAAAUAAACUACAUAAUAUAGAAGAAACAUUAAAUACCUUCGUUUAAAGCUUAACUAGCAUUAAACUAAUCCUGUAAUGAUAAAUUUAAUAAAUUCAAUUUGACAGAAAUAACUAUAUCAAUGACUACGAUAUAUUAUUGAUUUUGUAGCCAAUUUACCCCCCUCUUCUUUUACAUUUGAACGAAAUUAUAAAUCGCAUUUGAGGACUUGUAAUUGGGCAGCGAAUGCGACCUAUAUAGAUCGCAGUUAAAAUACGACUUAUAAAUCGCAUCGGCGAAUGCGACUUAUAACUGGAAUUUUUCCUAACCUCCUGGACAUUUGAACUUGGGAUUCGACUUCAUCUGACGCUUAGCUUCUCUCGUCCGACCCUCGGCCUCCGGCGAAUUCGACUGGUUUUCUUCUCCAAUAAAGUAUUCCAACAUUUGACAUGCUUGGUGAGCAUCCAUGAGUUCUCAAAGCGCUAAUUCAGUUGAAGACAUUUUUCACUCGUCACUGAAUCUAGAGGACACUCAUUACAAGGAAGGCUACUCCCAAGGGUAUUCGGAUGGCCUAGCCUCUGGUAAAGAUGAAGGCAACCAGGUGGGACUCAAAACUGGGUUCGAAGUAGGCGAAGAAUUGGGGUUUUACAGAGGUUGUAUUGAUGUUUGGACUGCUGCAAUCGCAGCAGAGCCAACCUGUUUCUCAUCCCGAGUGCAGAAAGGCAUCAAACAGAUGGAUGAAUUGCUUUGUAAGUAUCCCUUCUCAGACCCAGAGAACGAGUCCGCCACUGAGAUUACUGACUCCUUGAGAUUGAAAUUUAAAGCUAUUUGUGCAACGCUGAGCAUUAGACUGGAGUACGAUGGGUACCCCAAAGCCUCUGGGGUCGAGAAGUCUGGAUUCUAAUUGGUUAUCAAUGGUCUGAUCAGGUACUUUCCUUGUAGACAAAAUAUAAAUUUGCAUUAAGGUGGUUAAAAACUGACAUUAAUUUAAAUAUCAGUGUUGAAAAGAUUCCUGCCGGAAGGUAUAUGUAUAUGCUAGCUUUAUAUAUGGCUCCCUGUCAUGUUGUGUCCUUGUAUAUCUAUAUAUUUUACACACACAAAAAAAAUUUCGCCGUUGAACUACAAACUUGUAUACUUUUAGAUCAGAUAUUUAUGGAAAGAUACUUUCAACGGU